GUUCGUGCUUGAAGCAUUUCCUGUUAUUUCCAUAUGCAAUACCACUACCUUACCACCUCAACCCAUCGGAUAUCCAAUUAAUAUCGGGGCCUAUAUUGUUACUAGGCCCCUGUGCUAUUAAUAGCGGCACUAUCUGCCGCGCCAAGGCGGCGUUGUUGCUUCAGCUCCCCCAUACAGGAUCGGGGUAAGCGCGCCCUUCCACCACCAACGACCGCCACGACCGCCACGACCGUCACGAUACAAGAUCCCAAAUCCUCCUCAAAGGGCUCUGGACAGCGUCGACUCUAUAUCGAUUUAGCCGGCAAACUGACCCUGUGGCUAGUUAAAUCUAGGUUUCACGUCGCCGCCCGUGUGAGAUUGCGACUUCAGCUGUCCGUUAUCGAACCUUUGCGACCCCCACAACUCCCACCUCAGUAAUCUCGGCUCUAUCGUGCUAGAUAGUAUCGCCUUGGGCGCAACAGUGAGGAGGCCGGCAAUAAUAUAUUCUUACACGACAAGCCUGCCCCGACGCUCGAGUCUCCCGUGCUGCGAAAUUACGGGGUUAUCUGACUUUGUGGGCAUUUACCCCCCCCCCCGGCCUAUGCGACCAUUUCCACCAUCUCGACACACGACAGUACGACGGCAGAGAGGAACAACAAACAUUAAGAGGCAAACUUAUACACUGCAUACAUACUAUAAACGCAAUUAGCGCCGGGAGUUGUUCUGGGUGCGCUUUUUUGCUGUUCGCCUCAGCGUCCCUGUACAGCCUCGAGGCUGAGGUGCCGCCCGCUUGAACGAUACACGCCGCUGCGACGUCAGAUACAGUGACAGCAGCAUAAAUACAUUUAGCAUCAUGGAUCACCAAGGGAAUUCCCCGACUGGGGAGAACCCAAACCAUUUAAAGCAGGAGCAGUCGCCGCAGCCAAGUAGCUAUCAAGACGAUAUCAACCCCGCCAACCUCGGGCUCGCUAUCAACAACGGCAAUCUUCAAGAACAAUAUUCCAGUGGACAAUUUUUGCAAGGCCAGACUUUUCCAGUAUUUGAGACGAACGUCGAACAGAACCAGCAGUUCUCGCAGGGAAAUAUUGUAGAAGCUCUUUACGCGUUGAGCCAAAACCAGAUCGCCCAGCCAGAGUUCCAGCAACAGUUCGACGGCAACCAGCAGUUCCAGAACCAGCAAUUCAACUACGACGAUAGCUUCCUCGGAGUAAACAACUAUAACGGCGGAGACUUCUCACUAUAUCCGAAUCCUCCGACCCAGAACGAUAUCUACGAUCCCUCUUUAUACAUUAACGACUCGCCUCCACAAUCUGUCAACCCGGCGGAUCUAAUUGGUGAUAUAUCGUCACCCCCACAACACACACCAACACCACCCCAAAUGCUCACAGCAGAGCUUCCGCAGACGUCGUCUGCUCAGCAGCACCAAUUCCCACUGUCACCUGGGCACUCGAGAACCGCCUCGUUGCAGCCAGAGAGCGCCCAGUUCCCGAAUGCCCAGCUCCCGACAGACUGGGGCAUGAUCCCACAGCAAUUCAAGACUCAUCGGAAGACCCCCUCGGAAUACUCUGAUGUCUCUGCAUCUUCCCUAGCGCCAUCGCCGAAUUUGGGACUGCAUGAUAGCUUUGACACAUCGGACCAGCGCCAUUCUCCGCUGGUGCACCCGCAGGAUCAAGGUAUCUACCAGGACCUGGGAGCGAUGGGGAAGUUCUCGCUAUCAGAUCAUCAUCAUGGGAACAGCCCUUUGAAUAUCAGGAGCCCGGCUCAUUCACCCCAGCCAUCACCACGACUCGAUCCGCAGCAGAUAGGCCAAAUGAACCAGCAGAGCCCGUUUAUGCUGAGUAUGAAUAUGCCGAAUAACGGAUACAUCCAACAGCCUACCCUGGACAUGUAUGGCCAGCAGCAUUUCAAGCAGGAUAAUUUUGCCGAGAUGGGCCAGGAACAGCAGGGUCAGGGACAACAGAUGCCGCCGCCUGAUAUUAAUAUCGAGUUUGCGCCGGCCUCGAGGCAAAACAGCUUCCCGGUGAAAGCACCGUUAGAUCAAGAUGCCCUGACUCCACCACAACGAGGACGACGACCCAGAGCUAGCUCCGAUAUUACUGGUAAUGGACCCUCGCAGUUUUCCCGCCCAGGAACUCCGAGCAACCUCGGCCCCGGUUCAGAUCGUGGAUCAUCUCCACCAGGUCGAUCCUUGUCUCCUCUGGAUAGGGCCGGUGCGUCCACCCCGGGCCACCGACGCCGGCAGUCAACAUCCGCGAUUCCAAACCAGCGCGAUUAUAUCCUCGGCCUCGCAGACCCCGAGUAUCAAGCAGUGUCUGGCAGUGCGGAAAACGGCAACCCGAAGCGCGUUCAGAAACACCCUGCCACUUUCCAGUGUACACUCUGCCCCAAGCGAUUCACCCGUGCCUACAACCUGCGCUCCCAUCUCAGAACACACACGGAUGAGAGGCCCUUCGUCUGUACCGUAUGCAGCAAGGCCUUCGCGCGGCAACACGACCGGAAACGGCACGAAGGCCUGCACUCAGGCGAGAAGAAGUUCGUCUGCAAGGGCGAGCUGAAGCAAGGCGGACAAUGGGGUUGUGGUAGGCGCUUCGCUCGCGCCGAUGCCCUCGGUCGCCAUUUCCGCUCCGAGGCGGGCAGAAUUUGCAUCAAGCCGCUGCUGGAUGAAGAGCACACCGAGCGGCAGCGGCUGUGGCAUGAGCAGCAUAUGGCGCAGAAUAUCCAGCAGCCGCCGCCACAGACUAUGGAUGCAAACGGCUUCCCCAUGGAUGCCAGCGGGAACUACACACUCCCCGCCGCGCUGCUGGCGCAGUACCCCGCGCUGGCAGGACUGAGCUGGGCAGACUUACCUCAGGGUGACGCUAUGGAGGAUGAUGUGAGUGGGAGGAGCAGCUUCGAUGCUAGUGGGAGCGAGUACUACGACGAAGGGGACGAGACGGGGUAUGUGAGUGGUCCUGGGACGGGGUUCACGCAGGGCCAGAUGCCGGAUGGGUAUCGUGUUGAUUAUGCGAGUGAUUAUGGCGGGAGGUGA
Messenger RNA from Pseudogymnoascus destructans, 3007 nucleotides. RefSeq names its product DNA-binding transcription factor (gene CRZ1). Lineage: Eukaryota; Fungi; Ascomycota; Leotiomycetes; Thelebolales; Thelebolaceae. The transcript has 2 exons. The coding region runs from base 833 to 3007 and encodes 724 amino acids. Gene Ontology annotation, molecular function: RNA polymerase II cis-regulatory region sequence-specific DNA binding; DNA-binding transcription factor activity, RNA polymerase II-specific. The record is from RefSeq and is a predicted model, not a curated record. Gene Ontology annotation, biological process: regulation of DNA-templated transcription.